ACCAUAAGCCUUCCUCUUACUUCCUCUAGGGUUUUACACACAAACACAUACCGACACCCACAUCGAUGGGAACCGGCAUUGAAGGUGCUGGAGUUUUGUUCAGGCCGUUGUCAGAAGAGGCUGUGGCUCCGUUCAGAGAAGGCAUAGCUUUGACUCUCUCCAAAUGGUCAGCUCUGCAAAUGGCCGUAGAGAACGAGUGGGGCGGUCGUGGAUCCCGCAGCAUAUCUGAGCAGCUCAACUCUGAUAUUUUGUCCUGGUUCACGCAGUCUAGAGAUCCGCUUUACAUUGAUGAUUUAGAAAAUAUUCUUGAUGAAGCUAUGCUUUCUCUGAAUACAAUGAUUGAGGAUGGUAGCGUUGAGGAGGUGGCAGAAAAAUUGAUGAUUAUGCAUGAAGAAUGUUUGGAAGGCAAUUAUACUUCUAUUGAAAAACUGAGACAUGCCAUUCCACAAAGAGUAAAUCAUCAGCAUAUAAGACAGGUGGCAAAUGAUGAGGAUGAUGAGGACGAUGACGAAGAUGACAGAAUGGAAGAUGAUGAUGGACCAAACAUGAUGGUGGAUUCAGCAGGAUCACAGUCAAGUUCAAGAGUAGAAACGCCAGUUAAUGGAGUUAAGUCCAAGGAGACAACUCAAGCAGAAGAUGGAUGGGAGGCGUGUAUGAGGUUACAGGGUAUCAGAGGACUUGCUAUUGCCAUCUAAAAGCAGAGGACUAUUCUGCUUUGAACAUUUUCAGCUGUGAUAAUGUGUUUGUGAUGAGGUCACUUGCUGACUGACAUUCUUAAUGGAGUUCCACCAUCGCCAGAGGGAGCAAGCCUUUUUCUGAGCUCAAACUAGUAUCGUCUGGUGUUGACCUGUAUGAUGUUACAUGGAUAUCAUUACUUGCUAUUUCCAUCAAAAAACAGUACUUGCCAUUAUGAUCCAAUUUUGAUGUACAAUUCAGUGAAGCAAUACUAUCAUUUUAUUCCUGCAAA
Messenger RNA from Tripterygium wilfordii, 967 nucleotides. RefSeq names its product pre-rRNA-processing protein TSR2 homolog. The record is from RefSeq and is a predicted model, not a curated record. Gene Ontology annotation, cellular component: nucleus. The transcript has 5 exons. The coding region runs from base 66 to 695 and encodes 209 amino acids. Lineage: Eukaryota; Viridiplantae; Streptophyta; Magnoliopsida; Celastrales; Celastraceae. Gene Ontology annotation, biological process: maturation of SSU-rRNA from tricistronic rRNA transcript (SSU-rRNA, 5.8S rRNA, LSU-rRNA).